CUUGGAAUUCAUGAUGAUUCUCAGAAUUGGUACAAGUUAGCCGAAUUUCUUCAUUAUUAUUUCACAAAAUCCACCGAUGAACUUAUCUCUCUAAAAGAUUAUAUUACACAUAUGCGAGGAAAACAAAAGGAUAUUUACUACAUUAUAGCAGAAAAUCGUCAAGCUGUUAAGAAUUCGCCAUUUCUUGAGAAACUUGUAUGCAUCACAAAAGAAGGGCUUGAGAUUGAUGAAGAUGAGGAAGAGAAGAAAAUGCGUGAAGAAGAAAUUAAGAAAUAUAGUUAUUUGUGCAAGCAAAUUAAAGAAAUUCUUGGGCAAUAUGGUUGGUCUGCCAACUUUAAACGUAUCAUGAAAGCUCAGGCAUUACUUGAUUCUAGUAUGGCAUCAUAUAUAUCAUCUAAAAAGAUUUUGGAAAUUAAUCUACACCAUUCAAUCAUUAAAUCACUUAAAAUUAAAGUUGAGACUGAUAAGAAUGACAAGAUUGCUAAAGACCUUACAUGGCUUCUUUUUGAAACAUCACUUGUAUAUUCUGGUUUUAGUUUGGAAGAACCUUCUUUAUUAGCCAGCAGAAUUUUCAAGAUGAUUCAAUUAGGCCUUGAUAAUUAA
Molecule: messenger RNA, 603 nt
Organism: Racocetra persica
Lineage: Eukaryota; Fungi; Glomeromycota; Glomeromycetes; Diversisporales; Gigasporaceae
Source: the annotation of a GenBank genome assembly